Effrenium voratum is the source of this 618-nucleotide messenger RNA. NCBI's taxonomy places the organism in Eukaryota, Dinophyceae, Suessiales, Symbiodiniaceae. The record is from the annotation of a GenBank genome assembly.
AUGGCGGUUGACGAGGAGGAUGACGUUGCUACAGCUUCUCUCCUACUGAAUUGUGCCGGGGUGCAAAAGCAAGUCUUUCCGAAGACUUACAAUAUACGACUUAGCAGAGGCUUUGCUGCAUAUUUGGUCUUCUUGACGUUCUUCGUGUUUUCCUACACGAUCGUCUUGUAUUAUACACCAGAGAGAGGGCCUGAAAGCGGAGGCAUAUCUUUCGAGCAGCUACUGCUCUUUGACGUUGCAUAUAGCUGCAUCACCCUCUUCAUCAUCUUGCUGCAAGUCCCGAGACGAGUUGUGCGAGAGAAUGACAAGCUGCUAAUCAUGUUUUGCUGCAGGACUCGUUCUGUUCCUAUCGAGUCAUUGAUCGAGAUUCGUGUAGUUCGCCGCCAGCGGUGUUGUCAAAGGCGCCGAGGGUGGCUCUAUCCUGGAAAAUGUUUUUGGGGGUACCCAACCAACUUCGAGCGAAACAUCAUCGUCGUCUCUGACUCUCGUUGCAACAACUACUUCUUCUGCGUGCAUGAAAUGGAGGACUUUAUGCUGGACAACUGGCCGGCGCCCGAUCUUCCGGACGGAAGGGGUAGCAAGGACCCGGAACCCAAUGUUUUCGGCUCAGGCCUGUGA